AUGAAGCCAACAGAGGGACCAGAACCAGGAAACCACACUCUGAUGACUGAAUUUGUCCUCUAUGGAUUGUCCAACCACCCAGAACUGCAGCGCUUGCUGUUCUUCACAUUCUGCUUGAUUUACACCAUCACCAUCAUCGGGAACCUUCUCAUCUUCAUGGUCACAGUACACCCCACCCUCCGCACACCCAUGUACUUUUUCCUCCGCGUCCUGUCCUUCCUGGAUAUUUCCACAGCAUCAAUCGUUGUUCCCAAGAUGCUGGUAAACUUCCUGUCACAGGACAGGAGCAUUUCCUACAUGGGCUGUGCCACACAGCUCUACUGUGUCAUUUUCUUAGCAGCCACUGAAUGCUACAUUUUGGCAGCCAUGGCCUAUGACCGUUACAUGGCCAUAUGCAACCCCCUUAGAUAUGCAAUCAUCAUGAACAGCAGAGUUUGUCUUUCUUUGGUCCUGCUGUCGUGUUGCAGUGGUAACGUUGUCUCGGUGGUGCAGACAGCUUGGGUGUUCACGUUGCCAUUUUGUGGGCCCAAGAAUAUUAACUACUUCUUCUGUGAUAUUCCCCCCCUCAUCAGGCUCUCCUGCACUGACACCUCUUUGUAUGAAAAGCAGAUCAUUAUAGCCACAGCGCUGGUCAUCUUUACACCAUUUUGUCUCAUCUUGGUAUCCUAUGCCUGCAUCAUCUCCAGCAUCCUGAAGAUUUCUUCUGUAGAGGGCAGACACAAGACCUUCUCCACCUGUUCCUCACACCUAAUUGCUGUAACAUUGUACUGUGGAAGUGUGACCUUGAUUUACUUACGGCCCAAAGCCAUUUUCUCUCAAGAUGCUAAGAAAUUUCUGCCUCCAUACACAUCCAUAACUCCUAUGUUAAACCCCCUGAUUUACAGCCUGAGGAAUAAAGAUGUGAAAGAAGUACUAAUCAGAAUGAUGGCUGAGCUGAUGAAGAAAUAA
This is a messenger RNA of Grus americana (Whooping crane), 948 nucleotides long. Its product is annotated as olfactory receptor 10A7-like. The transcript has a single exon. The record is from RefSeq and is a predicted model, not a curated record. Lineage: Eukaryota; Metazoa; Chordata; Aves; Gruiformes; Gruidae. The coding region runs from base 1 to 948 and encodes 315 amino acids. Gene Ontology annotation, cellular component: membrane. Gene Ontology annotation, molecular function: olfactory receptor activity; G protein-coupled receptor activity. Gene Ontology annotation, biological process: G protein-coupled receptor signaling pathway.